AUGCCCGAGAGCAAGACAAUGGAAAACAAAACAUGCCGGUGUCUUGGCUACAAGCAAGAGGAAAUCGAUGAAGCUGCCUAUUACUGGAUGACUGUUAGAGUUGAGGUGACUGGAGUUCCACAGACAGAGUUAAACGUGUCUGCUUGGCUGAACAAUGUGUUCCAGACUCAGCUGAGCAGCUGUCCUUCCCCGGCUUCUCUAAAGACAGACUGUGUAGUCCUGCUGAAAGUGAGUCAGCCUGUUCAGGCCUGCUGCAUCCGCGACAGCGUAGUGAAGAGAGGAGUGACCUCCAUCUUCCGCGGCGUGGUUGUCCAUGACAGAGUCGACACAGUGGCAAAGGGCCUGUGUAACUCAGUCAACCCGGUCCCCAGCUUGUGCAACAGCUCUUCUCCCCUCUCAGAUGUCUGCAGUGCCAACAGCACUCUCGCCUGCCUGCAGAACUGCAUAGUGGUGAUCAGGCUGAAACAGCAGGUGGAUUUAUGUGCUGUCAGUCAAGCGUUAAGAGAAGCCCUCGUGAACAGGCCUGGGAUCACCUCAGACUGGAAGGUCGAAAGAGCAGCGAUAUGCGGCUGGACAGGCGGUUUGACACAAGACCCUUUUAAGUCCAAUCUGACUGUGAUAUCUGUGAGCAUCAGUAACUCUCAGCUCUGUGAGAUUACUGACCCCAGUGUUCUGGACCUGGCCAAAUGUAAAAAUGGAAGCGGUGUUGUUGUGCUUCUGAGCGACAGCUGUGAACAUGACCUCACAACAACCGUUCCUCCUACAACCACUCUCAACGCCACCAUGAGCAUCACAACCACAGAACCAGAGAAUAACACAAUGACAGUUAAUUCAACCACCGUUCACCUCACCACUGCCCAAAACUCCACGCCGCUCACCGCAAACCACUCCACCACGGCUAACAUGUCAACGUUCUCUCCUCACACAACAAGAGAGCCAACAACCACCACUUACACCACGCCAGAACCAACAACCACCUCCUACACGACGGAGACUUCAACAUCAACAAGCACGGUCUUCUCCACCACGGCAGUGCCUCUGGAGGACCAGCUGCUUGAGCUGAGCUCGAGAGCGGCGUCCUUGAAUUCCUCAGAGAUCGAGGAGCUGGUCUCUGAACUGGAGGAGCUGCUGAAAGGGCCAAACAUUACUGUCGAACAAGGGCAAAUCAUUAUCAACAUCGUCAGCAACCUGCUCAAUGCCUCCGCUGACGCACUGGCUGCCUCCUCCCGCAGGAUCAUUGGUAUUGUGGACACUGUUGGUCUGAAGCUGAUUGUUCAGGACCAGAGCGAAACUCUUCUCGCCGACUCUCUCGCUCUCGCUGUGAAUCGAGUAGAUGGUACACAGUUCCAGCAGUUGUCUUUCUCCAUCACAGACCCCUCCAAUGUGCAGAUCAGCGGUGGUUCCAGACGGAGAAGGAGCACUGAGACCCAGGUUCCACAAGGUUCUAUCACACUUCCCUCCUCCCUAACUGAAAACCUCUCCCCUGAGGAGCAGGCGCUGGCCUCCAGGGCACAGUUCAAUUUCUACCAGACGAGCGUCCUCUUCCAGGACAAAGCAUUGGGAGAGCGUAAGGUGAUUAGUGGCAUUCUGGGAACCAGUGUGGCCAACCUGUCAAUCAGUGGGCUAACAGAGGACAUAAUCAUCACCCUCAGGCACACUGAGCCCAUUCUGGAGAAUUAUUCAUCUCUCUGUGUGUUCUGGGAUUUCAGUCUAAAUAAUGGUUCUGGAGGCUGGAGCUCUGAUAACUGCACGGUGAGGAACAGCACAGCCAAUCAGACAGUGUGUGGGUGUGGCCAUCUCACUAGUUUUGGCAUACUGCUGGAUAUCUCCAGAGAAGGCGUGACCAGCCGUCUGCAGUCAAUCAUUCUUACCUACAUCACCUAUAUCGGCUGUGGCAUCUCUGCCAUCUUUCUCUCCGUCACUCUGCUCACUUACCUGGCCUUUGGGAAACUCCGGAAGGACAUUCCGUCCAAGAUCCUGAUCCAGUUGUGUUUGGCUCUCCUCAUGCUGAACCUGGUCUUCCUGCUGGACGCGUGGCUGGCCCUGUACAAAGACGCAGUGGGGCUCUGCAUCUCCACUGCCUUCUUCCUGCACUACUUCCUGCUGGCUUCCUUCACGUGGAUGGCCCUGGAAGCCGUCCACAUGUACCUGGCCCUUGUCAAAGUCUUCAACACCUACGUGUCCCGUUACAUGCUCAAGUUUGGAUUGGCUGGCUGGGGCAUUCCACUCAUUGUGGUCAUCAUCGUCAUAGCUGUCGACAAAGACAACUACGGUCUCGUCUCCUACGGGAAAUUUAGUGAUGGAACCACUGAUGAAUUCUGCUGGCUGAGGAGUGAUGUGGCGUUUUACGUUGCGGUGGUGGCCUACUUCUGCGCGGUCUUCCUGCUCAACCUGGCCAUGUUCGUGGUGGUGAUGGUGCAGCUCUGUCGUAUAAAGAGACAAAACCCGCACAACGUCCAGCACCGCAGCGGCCUGCAGGACGCACGCAGCGUGGCCGGGCUCACCGUGCUCCUGGGCCUCACCUGGGGCUUCGCCUUCUUCGCCUGGGGGCCCGUCAACCUGGCCUUCAUGUACCUGUUCGCCAUCUUUAACACGCUUCAAGGAUUCUUCAUCUUUGUCUUCCACUGUGCCGUGAAGGAGAACGUCAGGAAGCAGUGGAGAGCAUAUUUGUGUUGUGGCAAACUCAGACUCCCCGAGAACUCAGAAUGGAGUCGCACCGCCACUCAAAAAACGGCGAAGAAGACCUCGAUGUUUAAAAUCUCCGCCUACAGUUCCUCCAACUCAUCACGCUCCAACAACUCCUCCACCUCCACCACCUAUCUCGUCAGCAGCGGUUCCGACAGUCCUAGCAAUCGCUUGUACAACGGCACAGUAAACCCGGUCAUGCAGGAUCCAAGCCCAGAUGUGGUCCAGAACGCGAUCAUCAGCCAAAACGCCAGCCGCAGAGCGCACUGA
Messenger RNA from Chanos chanos (milkfish), 2955 nucleotides. RefSeq names its product adhesion G-protein coupled receptor G2. Bases 1 to 2955 code for a protein of 984 amino acids. The record is from RefSeq and is a predicted model, not a curated record. NCBI's taxonomy places the organism in Eukaryota, Metazoa, Chordata, Actinopteri, Gonorynchiformes, Chanidae. The transcript has 21 exons. Gene Ontology annotation, cellular component: plasma membrane. Gene Ontology annotation, molecular function: G protein-coupled receptor activity. Gene Ontology annotation, biological process: adenylate cyclase-activating G protein-coupled receptor signaling pathway; cell surface receptor signaling pathway.